GGAGGACAUGAUGCAUGAAGAAUGUGAAGCGUGAAAUCGUUGGGAAGCGAUAUUGAGCGAUUUACUUGAGCAAAGCAUACUCAUACUCACUGAAGAUAUAAAUUGCAAUAGGAUUCCAACCAUCGAUUGCCCUCCCAGCGCAUUGAAUGGGAUUCCAACCAUCGAUUGCCCUCUCAGUGCUUUGAAGCCCACGUACAGCAUAUAAUUUUUAACAGGUUGUGUAAAUCCGAGUUCUCCUUUGAAAACGAUUGAUAUUUCAAGGAUGUUGUGUUAUUCUGGAAAUGCUGAAACAGAGAUUAAAUCUCUGUUACAUAGCUGAGACCCGCAAGGCAUUCCAUCACUACUUCGCAUGCCUCCUCUGUAAUAUAGGAGAUGCAGAUUUGAAAUUAACUGCUACAAUGACACUGGCUGCGGAGAGUUAAGAGGAUUGCGACGGAAAACAAAACGGUGAACGGAAGCGAAAUUCCAAUCUGGGUGCAAUGGAAAAGGUGGGAAAGCAGCUUUCCGGGCAGGAUUGGGAGCUGAUGAUCGAUGAUUUUCAAUCUGGGUCUCAGCAAAAAUGGCUGUCUCAAUACCCAGGCCUUGCAAUUCUUGAACUUGCACUUUACACAGUGGUGAAGAAAGAUUAUAAUUUCCCCUUGAAAUCCCAGCUUAUUACAUUUGUCGAAGAGAAUGCCGAUGCUCUUAUUGCGGAUGCUGAUGCAGACGAGGGUUUGGGCAGCGUGGUUGAGGCUCUCAAGGCUAUUGUUCAGGCUCCUGCUGAUGGCGUUAUGGUUACAUUUGCUCUGAAAGAGCAAAUGAUGGUAGCAGCUACAUCAGUAAUGAUUGUCACAGACAGCCUUCAUAGAGCUAUGCAUCAUCUUGAGGCACUGGUUGAGCUCUUGCUUGGUGUAAUAAACAGGCCCAAUCACGGAGUUGAUCGACAAUCCAGGGCAAUAGCUUGUGAAUGCUUGAGACAAUUGGAGAAGGCUUACCCUUGCUUGCUUUAUGCAUAUGCAGGGCAUUUGUUGCUCUUGUGCCAGAGUGAGAGGACUCAUGCCGCCCAGGGCUAUAUUCUACUCCUCACAAUGGUUAUCAACAAUCUUGCUUGCCAUAUGUAUAAUUCUUCAGGAAGGGCUUCCAUGCUGGCAACAUCGAUUUUGUCCACAUCAGUACCAUGGGUUCCUUUCAAUGUUCCUCCCUUUCUGGCUGCCUCUGCACCUGGGGAAGAGAAAGCAUCAAUUCCUUGUAGAGAACUGGCCCCUAUUAAUCGGAAAGAGUUUCACAGGGUAGUGGCAUUUUUACUAGAGCGUCCCCAGAUUUUGACAGCUUGUGGAAUGCUGGAAUUUGUCUCAGACCUUAUAAAUGUUGCAUCUGCCUUAGAGCUCCAACCUUCACUCUUGAAGGUGCAAUUCUCAGGUCUGAUAUAUUCAUAUGAUCCUGUACUUUGUCACAUUGUUUUGAUGAUAUACGCCCACUUUGUUGAUGCAUUUGAUGGAGAAGACAAAAACAUCUGCAGACGCUUAGUGCUAAUAUCUAAAGAAGCAUCGCAACCUCUCAUUGUUCGUCUACUUGUUAUUCACUGGAUGUUAGGACUGGAAAGCCUUUCCUUACAGAAGAAUAGAAGAUCUACAUUGGUCUCUAUAGCUUCUGACUUAUACCCACCAGUUUUUGAUCCACUUUCACUGAAAGCGAUAAAAUUAGAUGCUCUUGCAUAUUGUGCAAUCAAUUUUGAUCCCACUCCGACAGAGCGAUUGCAUCUUCCUACCAACAGGCCACUUGACUUUUCAGUCUCAGAAAGAGGCAAUACUUCUGUUGCAGUGGGAGAAGUAACUGCAGGAAAACUUUUCAAUGAUGGCCUUGCUUGUGUUUCAUCUUUCCGAUGGUUGCCUCCAUGGAGCACGGAGACAAGAUUAGCCUUCCGCAUGCUACACAGAUUCUUGACAGUUGCAAUUCCUCAUCCUUCAAUUGAUGAAGAAACUAUUAGCUUAUACACAAAGUCUGCCCUCUUUGACACAUUGCAGAGUCUACUGGUGAAUACGGCAUUGGAGCUUCAGAAGUUAGUUCCCAAUAUCCUUUCUCUUAUAGACCGGCUUCUGUAUUGUGAGUCUCAUCAGCUCUUGGGGGAGUGUCUUCUCCAAAUAUUCAAUGGGUAUUUGCUGUCAAAGCUGGUUCCAGAUCGUCACUUGUCUGCAUACUUUCCAAUAUUUGAUAGAAUUGCUGAGAGUAGUUCUAUUCCUCCUCGCCAUUUGUUGGAAUUAUUAACAUUGUAUGCUGGAACUCUUGUAAAUAAAUAUGACCCAGAAACUCUAUCAAUGUCAUGGUCUCGAGGAAGUAAAGUGCUUGGAAUUUGUAGGACUGUACUCAUGCAUCACCAUAGUUCCAGGGUUUUUCUUGUCCUAUCUCGUCUUCUGGCUUUUCUUUGUCGCUUUUUUCCAGAUUUGGAGAUUCGUGACAGUGCAAGGAUUUAUCUACGAAUGCUUAUUUGCAUUCCUGGCAACAAACUCAGACGUAUAUUAAGCCUUGGAGAUCAGCUACCUGAUGAUUCUUCUGCUCCACAACUCUCUUCUUUUUUUCGCAGUCCAUCUCCAAGGGCACCACAGAGUGUCAUGCAAAAUUUGUCUACUUACAUUCAUCUUUCUAGAGUCACUCCUCUUAUUGUUAAACAGUCAUGGUCUCUGGUUAUUGUCAAUUCAGAUAUAAAUGAAGAAAUAUAUUCCGUAGGUGAACAAAAUGUGAAUCUGGAAGAACCAUCAAUGGCUAUUGCAGAGUCAAAGGAAGGGACUGAUAGAGAACAUGUUGCCAUGGAUGGAGUUUUCAGAGGGGUGGAGCCUUUGCGGGUUAUGGAUUCAAAGGUAUCUGAGAUGUUAGGAAUUUUACGAAGGCACUUUGCCACUAUUCCAGAUGUUCGCCAUGGGCCAGGCCUGAAGGUCAGUGUACACUGCAAACUUAGCUUUGAUUCAGAAGGAAGGUUUCCAGCAGGGCAGGAUGAUUCUUUUCACAAUCCACAGUUGAAUAGUGAUGAUUCAUGGCCUGCACUUUAUGCUAUUGUUAUUAAAUUUUCUUCUGGUAGCCAAUAUGGACCGAUACCAUCUGUUCACAUUCCUUUUCUUAUGGGUGAGCCUCCAAGAAAGAAUGAGCCACAUUUUUCAAGUAAAUCUGAAGAGGAAAAAUCGAUAUUGAUGCAAGUGCAAGAUGGAUCUAUUAUAGAACCAGGUAAAGAAGCAGAUAGUCAACAACCUGCAAACAAUAAUAAAAGAGCCACAAGGAGUAGCUCUAUGGAUGAAGACAAAGAGGGCUUCCAAGAGUUAGUGAUAAUUGAAUUAGAACCUAAAGAACCAGUGCCUGCACUUAUUGAUGUUUUUAUUGAGGCAACUGGGGAGGCUGGGCAGAGUAUUCGUGGUCAACUUCAAAGCAUUCCAGUUGGUAUAGAAGACCUCUUUAUGAAAUCUCCAGUUCCAAAUGAUGUCCAAGAGGAAGAAGUUGCAGACUAUUACUUCAUUCUGUUUAAUGUAUUGUGGGAAGCCUGUGAGAGUCCAGGGAAGAUUGGCCGAGAGACAUUCCUACUUGGAGGUAGCAAAGGAGUUGCUGCAAUUCACGGAACCGGAUCUGUCAAGCUUUUAGAAGCUCAAUCAGACCGUGUAAUAGACUCUGUGGGACACUUUUUAGGUCCUUCUGUUGUGGCUGUAAGUGGUGAACAACUUAUCAAUAUUGUAAAGGAUAACAACAUUGUUAAGGAUGUUGUCUGGAAGGAUGAAAAGUCACAUUCUUCUGAUGAAGAAAUAUCUAAUUCACCAGGACAUAACCUCAGUCAAGAAGGUCCUCUUCAGCUAAAGUACUUACUGGAUGCUACUGAUAUUGAUGAUUCCAUUGAAAUUUCUAAGACACAUAUUGGUUGUUUCUUCAUUCUUAUUUUCCUGCCCCCUCGCUUCCACUUACUAUUAAAGAUGGAGGUAUCUGAGUUCUCAACCUUGGUACGGAUCAGGACAGAUCAUUGGCCAUGUCUUGCAUAUGUGGAUGAGUUUCUGGAAGCUUUAUCCAUAAGAUGACACCUAUUCCUUUUUUUUCUCUAUUUUCUGUAAUUAUUUUUAACUUUUUCCUUGGUUUUCCACAUCCUUUUCAACAUUUCUAACUCAUUGAUAUUCACAAAGUAAUUUGAGAUAUGAAGUGCAUCAUUUCAUGCCUCCUUUUCAGGGAGACUUGGGCAAGUGCCAUAGAUGAGACUUCAAGGUCUGAAGGGAUCAUCAUGCAGAGAAAACUGGCAUCUGAAGUACAAAUUUUGUUUGGUAUAUAAGGUUUGGAGUUUUACAAUUGCUGAGAAAUUCCCAAAACUCAAUUUUGUUGCCUUUUUAUUUACAAUGAUAACCAUGUCUAUAUCAUUAAGGAAUGCAACUAGAAUAAUCAUGACAAACCUCGUUGUUCUAGGUGCAUUUAAAAUCUCCAAUGGAAUUAGAAAUUGUGUAAAGAAGAUAGAUAUGGAAAAGUGUCUAGAAAUUUUACUGGAGAUGGAGAAACUACUACGUGGUUCUUCAUCAUGAUAUCAAUGAUUUAAGGAAUAUAUAUUUUAAAUUUUUAAGUCAUUAUUGUUGAUAAA
This is a messenger RNA of Cryptomeria japonica (Japanese cedar), 4573 nucleotides long. RefSeq lists its product as uncharacterized. Gene Ontology annotation, cellular component: AP-type membrane coat adaptor complex. The transcript is spliced from 5 exons. NCBI's taxonomy places the organism in Eukaryota, Viridiplantae, Streptophyta, Pinopsida, Cupressales, Cupressaceae. The coding region runs from base 480 to 4028 and encodes 1182 amino acids. Gene Ontology annotation, biological process: endosomal transport. The record is from RefSeq and is a predicted model, not a curated record.